Molecule: messenger RNA, 2229 nt
Organism: Phragmites australis (common reed)
Lineage: Eukaryota; Viridiplantae; Streptophyta; Magnoliopsida; Poales; Poaceae
Product: casein kinase 1-like protein 2
Exons: 14
Coding region: 272-1696 (474 amino acids)
Biological process (GO): peptidyl-serine phosphorylation; signal transduction; endocytosis
Cellular component (GO): cytoplasm; nucleus
Molecular function (GO): protein serine/threonine kinase activity; ATP binding
Source: RefSeq, a predicted model, not a curated record
CACCUCGAUUUGUCAGCAAUUUCUCCGUUUAGCCGAUCAGCGGGACCGUGCUCCGGAAAUAAGAACACCAGCAGCACGAAAAGAGAAAGAGGAGGGGUGAAAAGAGAAAAGAAAUCCCUAACCCCCCCCCCCCCCCACUUCGAUCCAGUCAAGCCCUAGCCCCGAAUCCCCCUCGGAGCAGCAAACUGAAUCGAUUCGAUUCCUGCAUGGCAGGUUCUGUCUGCUUCUUGUGAUUGCAGGCAUCGUCUUGACCUACGCGGUGCGCGCAGCCAUGGAGCCGCGCAUCGGCAACAAGUUCCGCGUCGGCCGCAAGCUGGGGAGCGGCUCCUUCGGGGAGAUCUACCUCGGCACCAACGUGCAGACCAACGAGGAGGUCGCGAUUAAGCUCGAAAAUGUCAAGACAAAGCAUCCUCAAUUGCUGUAUGAGUCAAAAUUAUACAGAAUACUUCAAGGAGGAACUGGAAUUCCAAAUGUUAAGUGGUUUGGUGUUGAGGGGGAUUACAAUGUUUUGGUAAUGGACUUACUGGGACCAAGCCUUGAAGAUCUUUUCAGUUUUUGUAACAGAAAGCUGUCCCUCAAAACUGUUUUGAUGCUUGCUGAUCAAAUGAUCAACCGAGUUGAGUUUGUUCAUUCCAAGUCUUUCUUGCAUAGAGAUAUCAAGCCAGACAAUUUUCUCAUGGGUCUUGGAAAAAGAGCAAAUCAGGUUUACAUUAUAGAUUUUGGACUCGCAAAGAAGUACAGAGAUACAUCGACACACCAGCACAUUCCAUACAGAGAGAACAAGAACUUGACUGGAACAGCAAGAUAUGCAAGUGUGAAUACCCAUCUUGGAAUUGAACAAAGCCGGAGGGAUGACAUGGAAUCUCUUGGAUAUGUACUGAUGUACUUCUUGAGAGGAAGCCUUCCGUGGCAGGGUCUAAAAGCUGGGAACAAGAAACAAAAGUAUGAGAAAAUCAGUGAAAGGAAAAUUGCUACUUCAACUGAGGCCCUCUGCCGUGGAUAUCCUACUGAAUUUGCUUCUUACUUCCAUUACUGCCGCUCACUACGUUUUGAAGAUGCACCAGACUAUCAGUAUCUGAAAAGAUUAUUCAGAGACCUUUUUAUUCGAGAAGGCUUUCAGUUCGAUUAUGUUUUCGACUGGACCAUUCUAAAGUAUCAACAGUCACAGAUGACCAGUGCUCCUCCCCGUGCAAUUGCUCCAGCUGUAGGACAAAGCUCUGGGAUGGCUCCUGUGGCAAACAAUAAUAGACAUUCAGCGACUGAAGAGGGAAGGAGAAGUGGCUGGUCAGACAUGGACCCAAUGCGACGUCAGGUUCCACCACCAGCUAUCAAUGCAGGCAGCCUAGCCAAGCAGAAGUCUCCUGUUCGGCAUGAGCAAUCCACAUCAAAAGAUGCUGUGUUCUCCAGUUCGACUUUUUUGGGACGUUCAAGCGGAUCCUCAAGGCGACCUGCUGUCUCUAGCAGCCGAGAACCAAGCACUGAAGCGGACCAAGCGCGUAGUCGUACAACUGAUGCAAGCCCAGGGGCAUUCCAGAGAUCUGGAGCUCCACGGUGGAGCCCACGGAUGCCUGACUCCACGGACGGCAGGCGUUCGGCAUCUGGCAGGCACCACUCAUCUAACGCUAAGAAUUAUGAAUCCACGAUCAGGGGCAUCCAGAGCCUAAAUUUCGACGGUGAUGACAGGGUUCACUACUAGCAUCUCUCAGAACCUGACAGGGUGUAUCAUCGGUGUGCGGCCCCCAUGAUGCUCCCAUGUACCACCGCCUGCUGAAGUGGAAGUACGAAAGACUGGCAAAUAAAAUGUUUGGCUGGGUGAGUCUAAGCUGCCGUGGCUCCUAGGAACCAAGGCGAUGGCUAUGCUUAGCCCCGUUGUACAGGUUCCCAUUUGUUUUAUUGCGUGGGCAGAGUCCCUUGAAUCAUGCUGUAUUUAGACAAAAAAUUCUGCAGGUUCGCAUUGAUGUGCUUAUUUGGUUCAAAUGCCGCUUGGGGAAGUUGGGGAUGCUUUAAACAUUUGGGAGAGGUUUAUGCUGCCUGCUCUCAUGUAACUCUAGUUUCCACAACUGUUAUGUCGGUUCGUCUCUGAGAAGUUAUGCCGCCUGUGACAAAUCUGAAAAAAUGUGUCCUUGUGAUGUUAGCAUAGAGGAGUGCAGUGUAAUGUGAUCAUAGUUUUGAACUUUGAAUGGCAACCGGCGGGUCUGCUAAUAAUAUUUUCUUUGCUGAAUGCGUAAA